This is a messenger RNA of Camarhynchus parvulus, 451 nucleotides long. Its product is annotated as NUT family member 2F-like. The coding region runs from base 28 to 402 and encodes 124 amino acids. The transcript is spliced from 3 exons. NCBI's taxonomy places the organism in Eukaryota, Metazoa, Chordata, Aves, Passeriformes, Thraupidae. The record is from RefSeq and is a predicted model, not a curated record.
GUCCGCAGGGUGAGAUGCAGCCGCCACAUGUCCGACCCUGCUGGGAGAAAUGGAGCCGCCACAUGUCCGACCCUGCUGGGAGAAAUGGAGCCGCCACAUGUCCGAGCUGCCUGCUUGUCCGCCGGCGUGAGGCUCUGGGCGUGCGGAGGGCCUCACACUGCCGAGGUGUUCUGCAUACCUCCGGGGCUUCUUAAUGGCCAGCCUGAGGCUUGGCCCUCCUGCCUACUCAGCGUUGUUCCUGCUCCAGAGACUGCAUGCCAGGAUAGCUUCUCUGCUGCCAGACCUUUGUCUGGUCCUUGCCCGCGCUUCAUCUGCCCUUUGGUACCUCCUGGGAACAAGAGAAAAGUCGCUGAGAGCAUUCUGCUUGAACCUCUUCUGAGCGCUCUGCUGUUUGCUGAGUGAAAGGACAAAGGACUGACAGUAAGACAGAACAUGCCACUGCGCCGCUACC